AUGAACACUUCACCACUCAGGACAUUGCUCGCUCGUCGUGUGUGCAGAUGCAGCGCAUCACACCUACAAUACAAACCCACUUCCAUUGCUCGGUAUAUCUCGCAAACGACACGAUCCAAUGCUUCCCACACAUCCCCGAUCCCGACUUACGGGUCAGCCGAGUUCCUUAAACGUCGCUAUCAAAAGACAGAGGCAGUGGUCGAGCCGACCAAAGCCGCGCGAGCACAAACACUGAAGCGUAUCCGAUGGUCUGCUUAUGGCAUUGCCCUCUGCACCCUGGCUAUCUUCGGCACAAUUUCGCUCUACCCGGCUCCGGGAAAGAAUAAAGAGAAAGACUCGAACUCGGAUAGAACAAAAGUGGCACAACUGGAUGCUCCGCCUUCGAUAGCAGGCACCGUCACCGGCGGUGCCACCACCACGGACAAUGAAGUCGAACAAGUUCCCACCGGCACUUCUACGAUCCCUUACUUCCCCAAGAUCAUUCACCUGACCACGGACGCCCCCGGCGCGACUCCUGCAGCGGCAAACGAAGGGACCCAGAAAGACGAGGAAUACCAACUCGUUGGCCUUGGUGUGCGGACAGUCUCACUCCUCAGCAUUCAAGUCUACGUGGUGGGCCUGUACAUUGCUGUCAGCGACAUUGCAGGCCUGCAAGACCGCCUCGUGCACUCGGUCGCCGACCCCGUUGCGACGACUCUGGUUCCGAACGAGAAAGCGACUCUCCGCGACCUUCUCCUCGAUCCGGACCGCGGCGAAGAAAUCUGGAACAACAUCCUCAAAGACGGCCAUUUGAGGAUGGCGUUCCGCAUCGUGCCUACGCGCAACACGGAUUUCAUGCAUUUGCGUGAUGGAUUUGUUCGAGGCAUUACGGCUCGGAGCGCUCACUUUGCCAGCGACCGCAACGACCCGUCGUUCCAGGACGAGUCGUUCGGGUCGGCGCUGAAUGACUUCAAACAGGCCUUUGGCGGCGGAGCCAGGCGCAAGCUUCCCAAGGGCGAAACUCUGCUUUUGUCUCGCGACGCCGCCGGCAAGAUGACCGUGUGGACGGAAGACAAAAAGGGCGAUCAGCUGAAGAUGGGCGAGGUUGCCGAUGAGAGAGUGGGUAGGUUGUUGUGGUUGAAUUACCUUGCAGGCAAGACGGUCAGCAGUGAGCCCGCCAGGCAGAGCGUCAUCAAUGGCGUGAUGGAAUUUGUCGAACGUCCUGUUGGGACAGUGGCCACGCAGGUGGUUUGA
This is a messenger RNA of Exophiala dermatitidis NIH/UT8656, 1233 nucleotides long. RefSeq lists its product as uncharacterized. Bases 1 to 1233 code for a protein of 410 amino acids. The record is from RefSeq and is a predicted model, not a curated record. NCBI's taxonomy places the organism in Eukaryota, Fungi, Ascomycota, Eurotiomycetes, Chaetothyriales, Herpotrichiellaceae. Gene Ontology annotation, molecular function: intramolecular lyase activity. The transcript has a single exon.